UAGGCACAGAUGUCGUGUGUUAUACAUUAAUAGUAUUACAUUGCGACAGUAAAUACCCAAAAAGAACUGACAGCUCAAACGAAAAAAUGACGUCGAGCUUAAAGUUUUAAUUGAAUUAUCACGUUCAUCACGCACUAAAAAUGUCGUUUUGUUUUCGCAGUUGGUCGAAAUGAAUCGGAAAAAAAAUAUACAAUUUUUACGAAAGUAGUGGUAGCCUACGAACACGUACGAGUUUCGCUAAUGUCUACACGACAGUCCUGGACGUGAACUGUCAUCCGGCCACAGCACAUAACAUGAUAAUAUUGUAUACUUACCCAAUAUUAUAAUACGAUGACGGCAAACAAAACGAUAUUACGCGACACGCAGCUCCAUUUCGACGACGGUCUGUGGUGUGUGCGCAGCUGCAGAUGGGUGUUUUUUAGCCUCACGCAUGCGACCACAGCGGUAUCAUACAAAAUCAACGACGACGACUGAUUUUCUAUUUUUAUUUUAUCAUUGAGGUUUAAACGCGUCCAGGCACUAUAAUAUGACGUAUACAUAAUUAUAAUUAUUGUUGUCACUAUAUUUUUCGUUUUUACGGUCUCGGGUCUUAUAUCGAGUGCGUCGAAUUGCCGUGACGGUUUCAAAAGCUGCAUAGAACUAUACCUACUCGAGUUUCCCACAAAAAAAAGGUAAAUCUGACGGAUACUCGAUUCAACAGCAAUACCUGUACCGAUCGUUGGCUAACCCUGUACGCAUAUACAGUUGUAGACGUUAAUCGUUAUAUUUAUAUUAGUAGUAGUUAUUAUCAUCAACCGUUAAAAUUUUAACGAUUUCGACUUAGGAGUUUCUAGUUUUGCAAACGGAUUUUAAAGUUAUUCGGUAUUACUGUAUUGGUACUUAUAAAGCCUUAAGGUAUCGGUUAUGGUUUUUUAAGCUUUUGGCUUUAAUGUUACGGUGUCAUGUGAAGAAAUAUAGAAAAACUAGUAGGAACUUUAUUUUAAGGAUAUUAUUUAUAUUGCAAAAAAAGCCAAUUAAAUAUUAAUAUAUAAAUAUUUAAUUUAAUACCGUUUUGCUUUUUGAUGACAAAAUAUUUACAAUCACAAUUUGUUUAACACACAUCAUUACGAAUAAAAUAUUGUUUUAAAUUAUUACAAGAAAGAUUCAGUUGGUCCGUGUAAAAAUGACAUUAUAAAUGCUUUUUGUUAUUACUAAUUACGACCAUUGUUACAACUGUACUCAAAUGUUAAAUUGUAAUUAUAUAGGUACUACAAUUUUUUAUUGGUUAUUUCGAUCUAUGCAAUAGAUAAUAAGCCACAAUACUGCCAGUCUAACUACACUGUAAAAGAAUUUCAAUUAAUACCAGUAUUCUAUAGGGUUUAUCGGCUUAUCGCACAUCAGAUUGGAAAAAAAGAUACCUUCAUAGUUCGACGACGAAAAACUGAAAAUGCUGUCCGAUGGUCAAAUCGCUUCGGUAGGCGACGACGAUGAUAAAAAUUAAUAAAUAUUAUCGUCACGACCAAUAUACAAUUAUUCGGCGAGCAGAGGCCUUGGCCUUCGGUCGAACCGCCGCCGCCGCCGAAGACAGCGGGCCCGACACGUUCGAGCCAAUGCCACUGCAGGCGCGGAGGAAUGUUUACGAAAAUGACGAAAAAACCAAAAACAAAAACGCAUAUCACAAUACACAUUAAUAAUAUAUGCAUAAACCAGCGAUACGACAACGAAAUAAAAACAACAAAACGCCGAUAUAUUGUUGCAAGUACGACAAACUGACACGUAUGGCACGAUAGCGGAGCAUUUAUAAAAAUAUAACUACAUUACAAUAUAUAAUAAUUGAAGGCAUCAGGUCCGAUAGCGAUCAUAUCUGCAAGUCGUCUGCCGGUCUUCGCCAUCGAGUAUAUAAUAAUAUAGUUCAACGCGGUCUCCCGCAAUAUAUACAUCGCUGUUCCCGGUUACCACCGCGCACUGUACCACAAGAAACUGAAGUUGGUUUGUAACCAAGAGCUUAUACAUACCGCUCGUAUAUACCCGGUAUCCGGUCGACCCGCAAUAAUGUCCGGUUUCCGCGCGGCGGCGUUGAUGAUGGCCGCGGUGGCCGCGGUAUACGGCGGCGACCAUCGGGUGGCCGGCUCGGACUCCCCGGCGGACGUGGCCGCGUACACGCUGAGCGGCCAGAACAUCGAGUGGCCGUGCGCGUCCACCAAGAGCGUUUACGCGGACACCGGGCGGUACGUGGCCAAGAACGUGAUCGUCACCAGGGCCCAAGUGUGGGGCGACCGGGCGUUCGUGCUUACGCCCAGGUUCCGGUCCGGCGUGCCGUUCACCGUGUCCACUGUCCGGCUGGAAUGCGAGCACAGAUGCUGGCCAGUGCUGGUGCCGUACCCGUGCUGGUCACUGCACGACGAGGGUGAUCCGAAUGCCAUACAGAAUGCCGUCGACGUGUACCUGGACGCGACCGGCGUGCUGUGGGUGCUCGACAGCGGGUUGGUCAACACCAUGGAACAGCCUGUCCGCAGGACUCAGCCCAGGAUAUUCGCCAUCGAUGUCAAAACCGACAAGGUAGUCAAGCAGAUCGACUUGUCGGGGCUGGUGUGCUCAGCCAGCCGGCUAAACUACAUCACGGCCGACUACGGGGAUGACGGGAGGGUGUUUGUGUACGUGUCGGACGCAGCCACGAGGGCGGUGAUCGUGUGGGAGGUGGCGGCGGAUCGCGGAUAUCGGGUGGUGUUGCCGAAGGCGAUCACGCACGACUGCACCGGAAGGAGGGACGUGCUUUAUAUCGCUCUGGCGAAGGGUCCGACCGCGGGCGUCGACGCCCUGUACCUGACGUACUUGACCAGCAACCGGAUGUACAAGAUUGACGCGUGCAACCUUCGGCAGGGGUGUUCGGAGGGCACCGUCGUCGACCUGGGCCCGAAGCCCGACAAGAUGGUCAUCCUGGGCACGGAUGGUCGGACUACGGUUUACUUCCGGUAUCGGGGCCAGGGCGACGUGUACGCUUGGGACACGGACCGGUCAGGUGAUGGCAAGUCGUUCGGUUCUGACAGGUUCGCGCUGGCCCGGAAGGCCGACGACUGCGGACGGUUGGCCACGCACGUGGCACCCGACAACCGAGGAGGCGUCCUCUGGAUACUGGAGAGUAACUUUCCGGACUACAUUUCCGGUGCGGUCGGCUGUCUGGGCACCAACGUCCGCUUGCAGCCACUUGUCGCCCGGCGUGGCGAAUAAUGCAGAUAACUGCAGCUAGUGAACGACUUCCAGGCAACACAAAUCCAGCUUUUAAUUAUUCUCCUGUAGACCAUGCUCCCUGAGCGUCUCCGCGCGUUAGUUUCUGUAAAAAUAUCAUAAUUUUAUUCGAUUGUGGCAGUCAUUGUUGGAAAUGUAUCUGCACAACUGUUCUGAUUCGUACUCAAUAUUUUUGUUUCGCCAAAUUCGAAUAUCGAAUAGUUUUAAUUUUGGUAUUCCUUCAAAAUCUGCUGUAGCUCAUUUUCAGCGGAUUUGAUUUAUGUAAACGCUAAAUGUAUUUCGAGUUAAAUUAUCGAUUCCCAUUAGGUAUGUUGAAAUAUAGUAAUGUAAGUCGUUAAACUUAGGCGAGACCUUAAAGGUAAAGGAGUCAAUUUAAUAUUUAUUGAAGACAAACGGGAGACGCCCUCAGUAGAUGUAUUACAUACAUGACACAUAACCUAUUUAAUGUUUAUAUUGUUUAAGUGUAUCCUUGUAAAUGAUAUAAAUGAGGCACGUGUCGCAUAUUAUAUCAUUAAUUUAUUAAUUUAUUAAUUUAUAAUAUUUAUUAUGCAUAUCAUAUUUAUUCAAAAUUAUAAAACGAAAAAAUCAACUUUCACGGGCGUAAACUAGUUACCAAAAUAAAUUAAGCAUUCAAUUUAAGUCUAGAUUAAGUACAUAGUAUAUUAAGUAGUAUUGUAACUUGUACGUAAAAUAAAUAUAUGUUAGU
Molecule: messenger RNA, 3931 nt
Organism: Myzus persicae (green peach aphid)
Lineage: Eukaryota; Metazoa; Arthropoda; Insecta; Hemiptera; Aphididae
Product: protein yellow-like
Exons: 2
Coding region: 2032-3207 (391 amino acids)
Cellular component (GO): extracellular region
Source: RefSeq, a predicted model, not a curated record